Cucumis melo (muskmelon) is the source of this 1160-nucleotide messenger RNA. RefSeq lists its product as uncharacterized. The transcript has 2 exons. The record is from RefSeq and is a predicted model, not a curated record. Lineage: Eukaryota; Viridiplantae; Streptophyta; Magnoliopsida; Cucurbitales; Cucurbitaceae. The coding region runs from base 101 to 415 and encodes 104 amino acids.
CCAUUUGGUGAGUAGUGUCAUUCCUCCCCUUUCACAACCCAAACUGCCUAAGAACCGAGGGAGCAACUUGAAUGAUAAAGAAAUUUACUUGGUUGAGGCGAUGGAUGCUGCUCUCGAGGAGGAGAUAAAGGAGCAUAAAGAUGAGAGUGAAAGCAUCAAAAGUGAUCGUCAUUGGAAGAGACCUUUGAAGAAAGCGAAGGUAUCAAGUGAUGAUCUCGACGGAAGGGUUUCAAGUGCUUUGGGAGUCCCUGAUGUUCCACCACUGUCACCUUUGAACCAUCAUCUUGAAGGCCUUAUAGAGCAGUUGAUUCGACCAUUGAGAAAGUUGGUACCUCGAAGACUCCUGCCUCUAAACCAGCCAAACAGUCCUUACGUCCAUCUACUCUUCUCGAGGAGAUUCGUCGAGGCAAGAUGAUAGUGGUAGGAAAAGACAUUGGGAGUCCUUCAUCCAAAGGAGAUGCCUGUCCUAAAGCACCCUUACAGAAGGUCAGCUCGACACCUGCUCCCCUUAAGUUUUCUGAAUCGUUUUUAGACACUUCUAAUAGACAGACUACGAGAAACCCUAAACCUUCUCAGUGAGAUGAUGAAAAUAUUGUUUCAAACUUCUUCAAGAAAACAGCCUUAUAUAUGUUGGAGGAUAUUCAAUAUAAGAUCAUGUGAACUUCUUUUGAAUAUAUCCCAAGACUUAGGCUAGAAAUAGUAACGGUUCUCUCGGAGAUUGAAAAGAUCCAUGCAGAUGGCUUGAUUCCUCUUGAAGAGUAUUUAAAUAGCUAUCUUAAGAGGGACAAUUUCAACGAUGUGUAAUCUUCAUAUUUUGCACAGUUGUUGUCAACAGAUAAAGCUCGUCAAUUAGACGAGAGGACAUCUGCCAUCAAGGAAGCUUUAACUUUGAUGGAACAAGUACGAGGGGAUGCCAAAGUUAUUCAAGAAAGAGCCACGCAGUUAUCUUUAGAAAAGAAGGAACUGAAAAGAAGACUUUAGAGGAUAAAUGUUGAGUCUGAACAACUGUCGAUCUUAUCUUGUGAGAAAGAAGAGGCCAUAAACCAGCAAGAACUAGAAGUUGCCAAGCUCCAAGAUGAAGUUAACACCCUUGAAAGCACCCUGUUAUUACUGAAGAAGUGAUUGAGGCCCUGGCUACGGUUCCCAGGAGCAUGGAAGCU